AUGGGUGCCGACUGCCGGAGAAUGCAGCUGCGCUCCGCGUGGGAGCCGCCGCCCCAGGUGCGCUGGUGGAGCGCCGAUCGCCAGCGGUCCGCGCCGAGUCCGGAGGCGGCGCUGCUGGCGCUGCUGGCCGAGCCCAACAUCACCUCCAAGGAGAGCCUGGUCCGGCAAUACGAUCACGAGGUGCGUGCGGGAUCGGUGGUCAAGCCGUUCUGCGGGGUCGCGGCCGACGGGCCGACGGACGGCGCCGUGGUCCGCCCGCGCUACGACAGCUACCGCGGGGUGACCGUCACGCACGGCAUCUGCCCGUGGCUGUCGCCGGUGGACCCG
This is a messenger RNA of Geodia barretti, 327 nucleotides long. The record is from the annotation of a GenBank genome assembly. Lineage: Eukaryota; Metazoa; Porifera; Demospongiae; Tetractinellida; Geodiidae.